UAAUAAUGCAGCUGCAUUUCGAGAAAUUUUGGUUAUUGACAGCGCUGCUCUAUCUUAGCGGCAUCGGUUUGGGCAAUCGUCUAAUGCUGGCGGAUGCUUGGGUAGCGCGUGGCAAUUAUCAUAAUGAUGCGCAUCCCGGCAAGUGUGCCAUCACCGAAACAUUGAUCAUCUCGCCUGGCGAGUCUGUGAAAUCUCCAACUCAAUGCGCUCAGAUUCAUUGCGGCAAUGCAGAGGGAGAUGCGCGUAUUGUUGGUUGCGGCUCAGUUGGUGCGCCAGAUGGCUGUAAGUGGGGCGAUUAUGUUGACAAAAAUGCACCCUUCCAGCAAUGUUGUGCUCGGCAUCUGAUCUGCGAUGGUGGUUUGAACAAUGAGACGCAGCGUCUUCAAGAGCAUAUUUGGGGAAUGUUCGCUCCGAAACUGAAGAAUGUAGGAAUUCAGGGUGCCGCAGAAACGAAGGAGUAAAUAGAGAUGGAAUUUUCGGAGUCAGGAGGACACCCAUGGUAAAAUCUAGAGAACUAAAAAAAACAUGUGUUAAGUUCGUUUAGUUCUUAGUUUUUGUUAUGAAAAUUGUGAUAAUAUUUUGUUGUUUUUGGU
This is a messenger RNA of Rhagoletis pomonella (apple maggot), 593 nucleotides long. RefSeq lists its product as uncharacterized. NCBI's taxonomy places the organism in Eukaryota, Metazoa, Arthropoda, Insecta, Diptera, Tephritidae. The record is from RefSeq and is a predicted model, not a curated record. The coding region runs from base 6 to 461 and encodes 151 amino acids. The transcript has 3 exons.